Messenger RNA from Meloidogyne enterolobii, 192 nucleotides. The record is from the annotation of a GenBank genome assembly. NCBI's taxonomy places the organism in Eukaryota, Metazoa, Nematoda, Chromadorea, Rhabditida, Meloidogynidae.
AUGCAAUGCUUCAAAGAACUUGGUUUUCGACAAAGAAAUCAUUCAACAGCAACAGCUAGACAUAGAAGAAUGUUAAACAGCCAUGCUGCUUCUCAAGAGGAUUUGGAUGCGGGGAUAGGAUCUUUUGAUUAUAAUGAGCUAAUUGAUGCACAGGCAAAUAGAAACCUUAUUUUAGACACCUCUAUUUCGUAA